AUGGAGCAGCCUACGCUAACCGCUUUUGUUGCUUUUGUCGCUUUCGUUGCUCUCGUCGCCUCCGCAGCUCCCGUCGCUUCCGUCGUACUUAUUAUCGUCGCUUUCUUUACGCUAAUCGUUGCGCUUGCCGCUCUCGCGGCGGCGCCCGCCGUUGCUAUAACUCUUGCGGAGCGCCGGGCUAAGUAUAUGCGUGCUAUUAAAGCUUUUCGAUUGACGCGCGAGCGUCUUAUAAAUUUAAGAGCUUAA
This is a messenger RNA of Drepanopeziza brunnea f. sp. 'multigermtubi' MB_m1, 246 nucleotides long. The record is from RefSeq and is a predicted model, not a curated record. NCBI's taxonomy places the organism in Eukaryota, Fungi, Ascomycota, Leotiomycetes, Helotiales, Drepanopezizaceae.